Purpureocillium lilacinum is the source of this 1710-nucleotide messenger RNA. RefSeq lists its product as uncharacterized. Gene Ontology annotation, molecular function: basic amino acid transmembrane transporter activity. Gene Ontology annotation, cellular component: fungal-type vacuole membrane. Lineage: Eukaryota; Fungi; Ascomycota; Sordariomycetes; Hypocreales; Ophiocordycipitaceae. Gene Ontology annotation, biological process: transmembrane transport; basic amino acid transport. The record is from RefSeq and is a predicted model, not a curated record.
AUGGCCGAAGACCGAAGCGGGAGCCGCGGCCGGGCGGACGAGGAAAACGUCCGGCCCUCGCACUCUGAGCGCACGCCCUUGCUCAAGGCCAACGGCACCGACGAGGAGGCGGCCCGCGUGAAUGGCGGUGCCCCGGCGCCCGAGGCGAACGGCGUCGUCCCUCACGGGCAGGAGGAGGAGCAGACCGUGCUCGCCGAAGAGGUCUCCUUCGCGAAGCUGUCUCUCAUCAUGGGCACCGCCUGGGUGGGCGUGUUCCUCGGCGCCAUCGAUUCCACCAUCAUCGCGACGCUCGCCGCCCCCAUCGCCAGCGAGUUUCAGUCGCUCAACCUGUACUCGUGGCUCGCAACCGCCUACCUCAUCUCCAACGCCGCCUGCCAGCCCAUCUCGGGGAGGCUGACGGACAUUUUCGGCCGCGGCCCCGGCUUGGUCGUGAGCAACCUCUUCUUCGCCGCGGGUAACCUCAUCUGCGGCCUUGCUCAGGAUGAGGGCACCAUGAUCCUCGGCCGAGUCGUUGCCGGCAUCGGCGGUGGCGGCCUCAUGAGCAUCUCGACGUUCCUGGGCUCAGACCUGAUCCCCCUGCGGCAGCGCGGCGUGGUUCAGGGUAUUGGCAACCUGUGCUACGGCUCAGGGGCCAUGCUGGGUGGCAUCUUUGGCGGCCUCAUCAACGACCACACCAAGUUGGGCUGGAGGCUGGCCUUCCUCGUCCAGGUGCCUCCGGUCCUCGUCUCCGCCGUUGCCGUCGCCAUUCUUGUCAGAGUGCCGCCUAAGCAGUCGGACAAGUCGUACCUCUCGCGCAUCGACUUUGUCGGAGUCUUCCUGACGUCGUCGUUCCUGGUGCUGCUGCUGCUCGGUCUCAACUCUGGCGGCAACCAAGUGCCGUGGACGCACCCUUUGAUCUUGACCAGUAUUCCGCUGUCCGUCGUCACGUUUCUUGGAUUCUUGUGGUGGGAGAGCAAGGCACGACAACCCAUCAUUCCGGUGCGACUCCUCGCAGAACGGACCGUGCUCGCCGCUUGCUUCUGCAACCUUCUCGCGACAAUGGUGGUCAUUGCCGGUCUGUUUUACGUCCCCUUGUACCUGCAGGUCUUGGGCUUCUCGGCAACCGAUGCUGGCGUCAAGAUUUUGCCGUCGCCUGUCGGCGUGUCCAUUUGCUCCAUCGGAGCUGGCUACCUCAUGAAGAGGACUGGUCGCUAUGUCGGUCUCGGCAUCACGGCUCUUCUGAUGGUGAUUUUGGGUAUCGUCUUCUUUACCAUGCAGGGCCGAGAUAGCCCAGUCUGGCUCACGGGCGUUGCCUUUUUCUUCGUCGGUGGCGGCUACGGCGCCAUGCUGACCAUCACGCUGCUGGCGUGCAUUGCCGCCGUGGCCCAUUCUCAGCAGGCCGUCAUUACGUCGGCGACGUAUCUUGCGAGGAGCCUUGGCGGGACCGUCGGCGUCACCAUCGCGUCGGCCGUGUACCAGAACACACUCAAGGCGCAGCUAUGGGAGCGGUUCGGCGACCAGCCCAACGCGGCCGAUGAGAUUCAACGCAUUCGCAAUUCACUGGACGCGCUCAAGUCGCUCCCCGACGGCUGGUACGACGGCGUCAUUGACUCCUUCAUGGAGGCGUUCCGCGCGGUGUGGUUGACGCUGCUCGGCAUGGCGAUUCUGGCCCUAGUUUCCAUCUCGCUGAUGCGACAGCACACUCUCCACGCGACUUUGGAGCGACGAUGA